GCUCCGCAAGGCUGUGCCCCGCCCCGUCCCCACCGGUCUCCUUCAAUCCUCCUGGGGGUCGUGGUCCCUUUAAGCUGCCCGGCGCGGAGGUGGGGCCGAGCCUCCCGGACCGGAAGCUGGUUGGGUGCGUCACUUCCUCCCGGAAGCGGGCCUGGGCGGAUGUCUCCGGCGCGACCGUGCACCGGACUGAGGGCCGCAGUGGCUGCCAGCAUGGGGUUGAGCGAUGGGCCACUUAAUACGAUACCCUAUGACAGUGUCACAGUGACAGCCAUGGGAGUGGGAGUGAACCCAGCUGCUAGCAAGAGCUGCCACCCCAGGCUGAAGGCCAAGUACUGUCAUGUGCAAGUACCUGAGGAGCUCCUAAAAGAGCUGUUGCCAGGACCAGUGACCCUGGUGAUGGAACGCUCAGAGGAGCUCAACAAAGACCUGAACCCCUUUACUCCUCUUGUAGGCAUCCGGAUUCCUGAUCAUGCCUUCAUGCAGGAGUUAGCCCAGAUGUUUGGGGGACCUCUUGCUCUCACCAGUGCCAACCUCAGCUCCCAAGCCAGUUCUCUGAAAGUUGAGGAGUUCCAAGACCUUUGGCCUUCUUUGUCGCUGGUCAUUGAUGGGGGACCAAUUGGGGAUUGCCAGAGCCUUGAGUGUCGCCUUGGCUCCACUGUAGUUGACUUGUCUGUGCCUGGAAAAUUUGGCAUCAUCCGUCCAGGGUGCGCCCUGGAAAGCACUACAGUCACCCUCCAGAAGUACAGGCUGCUGCCCUCACAUGGGUCCUGCUCAUGAACUUGGGGAGAGUGGGGGGAACCCAUGGACGGUACUGGAUACUGUGUGUCUUUCUGCUGGUGGUUGGUGAGGCCUCAUUUGAGAGGCCACAGGAGCCACAUCACUAGCCCAAGCCGUUACCCAACAUGUCUUCCUAAACACUAGACCAGAAGCUACUGGCUUAGCUUUGCCUUUCAGGAAGGUGAAACUAUUCCAUAACUUUGUGUAUCAGACAAAAGCUCAAUAAAGAGGUGAAGAACAUUCCUAACCUACCUUUAUUUUGACAUUUAUCCCCUCUUUUAAACUGAAAAAAUAACUUAAGUUACAGAUUUAGAAUCUAGGGAGGAUCUCCUUUGGAAGGUGGUGGCCUUUAAGAUCUAAAGUGCCAAGAAGUAUUGGCACAGUUGAAAAGUCAGGUAACCAAAGGCAAGAGUUUAGCCUUCUGAAGCCGGCACCAGGUUAGGAUAAAGAUCAUAGAGCCACACGCCAAACACUUUGCUCUGAAGUGGUUAGUUGGAGGAAGAGGAGUCACCAUUUUGGUCUAAUGAUAGGAAAUCUGGUGGGAUCAGGGGAGGGCCCAAAUUAAACAAUAGGGAAAAUAAAUCUCUACUAUCCUUUUAGCCAGUGCCUAUUCCUUAUUUAUUUAUUUAUAGAGUAUACUUAAAAUUAUAUAUCUAGUGCCUUUAAUUCCAAUGUUCACUCAGCUUUUUAUCUAUUCACAUGUAUACCAACUGUUUAAGUUACAAUUGGGCAUUUGAACUUUUUACUAUUAAAAAAUGCUGCUAGUGGGCCAGGGAUUUAGCUCAGUGGUUCUGCCACCU
Fukomys damarensis (Damara mole-rat) is the source of this 1577-nucleotide messenger RNA. RefSeq names its product yrdC N6-threonylcarbamoyltransferase domain containing (gene Yrdc). The transcript is spliced from 6 exons. Gene Ontology annotation, cellular component: cytoplasm. Gene Ontology annotation, biological process: regulation of translational fidelity. Lineage: Eukaryota; Metazoa; Chordata; Mammalia; Rodentia; Bathyergidae. The coding region runs from base 160 to 777 and encodes 205 amino acids. The record is from RefSeq and is a predicted model, not a curated record. Gene Ontology annotation, molecular function: nucleotidyltransferase activity; tRNA binding; double-stranded RNA binding.